ACAGACUCGUAGAAUCGGUGUACAAGUUGUAAUUAUUAAUCGUAAAAACUGUCAUAUUUUGAACGUAUAAUAAUUAAUUACAAGUGAAAAAUGUCUGAUGAAGAGUUGCCGAAGGGAUGGGAGAAAAGAAUGAGUCGUUCAACUGGUCAGGCUUAUUAUUUAAACAUAUAUACCAAAGAAAGUCAAUGGGAGCGACCAACCAAACCAGCUGAGCCUGGCCCUGCAGGAGGGAAUUCAGUGGAUCAAGUCCGUUGUAGCCAUCUGCUAGUUAAGCAUAAGGAUUCCAGGCGUCCGUCAUCGUGGCGGGAAGAAAACAUUACAAGAACCAAAGAAGAGGCUUUGGAGAUCAUUGAAGGGUAUUAUGAACAAUUGAUGUCUGGAAAAGCAGUUUUUGAAGAUCUUGCCUCCAAGUACAGUGAUUGUAGUUCUGCUAAAAGAGGUGGAGACCUCGGUUUGUUUGGCCGCGGAGCCAUGCAAAAGCCGUUCGAAGAUGCCUCCUUCGCCCUUAAAGUUGGAGAACUUAGUAAGCCUGUAUUUACAGAUUCUGGAGUCCAUUUAAUCAUUCGAACUGCCUAAUUUCACCCAUUGGAACUGUCAUUUGUUUCUCAUGGGAAUCAUUUUUAUGAACUAUUUUCAGAAAAUGUAGUGCAAACUUCCCAUUAAACAGCAGGUUCCUGCUAUUAUUACAUAUUCGCAAUGCUUGUUUAUGUUAGUGUGUAACUUUCAUAUUUGUAAGGUGCUAUGUGCCCAAAGAUAUAAUGGUAACCAUAAUGUUUUAUGGUAUGAAUCAAGUUGUGUGUUAUUACUCUUAGAAUAGUUCUGAACCAAAGAACUUUAAAAUUCCGGAGCCCCGAGAAAAGUCCGUAAAUGUAGGAGAAAAAUUGCUACAUUGAAUAAAUUGUGGAAAAGGAUACAUGUUGUAAUGAUAAUUUUCCCAACUUUCUGUGCUUAAACAUUCAUAUUUUAAAAAAGUUAUUACUUUCAAUGUUGAAAGUAUGAUUAUUAUAUUUUAUAUUGAAUUAGGUUUAAAAAAAGAGUUGCUUAAUUUUUGAAUCUUUUAAAUUCUACUUUUCAAUUCCUUUAAAAUUUGUCAUAUAUAUACUUAUUUUUAAAUUUAAAAUUUUAUAUUGAAAUUUUGUAGGUUUUUUUGUUUUUUUUUUUUCAGCAUUUUACUUUCAUAAAGUCUUUCUUUUCAUUCCUAUAAAGUAUUUUUUGUAUUCUGCAUAAAUGACUAAUCUGCUACGACCAAGAUUCUAAGUAUCAAUUAUCCUAUGCAAUGAUCCAUCCACCUUAAUUAUGGUCAGUCUAGUUGUAGAAAACUAAAUUUUAAAUCAGAAAUAAUAUGUCUAGUCACGCAAGGCAUAUAUAUUUAAUAGAAACUUGUAGUCAAUUUUAAGAUUUACAUUUAUUGCACAUAAUAUUAAUAAGAAUUGUAUAAAAGCUGUAAAUAAGAUACUAAUAAUGUUAUAUUGUAAAUGUUUUCAAGUUAUUGAGCUGUUUAGGCAACAAUGCAAUUUUUAAAUGAAACACUUUGUCGUUCUCUGGAACUAUAUUUCCAUAGAGCAAUCAGCCAACUGCAAUUCUAAUAAAGCUAUCGUUUGAUGAAAACAUCCUGUGAGCCUCUCAGUUAUGUUAUCAAAUCAACUGGCCGGUUGCUCUAUGCGAACAUGCAUGGAUUAAUUUUAUUUUCCUAAGUUGAAAUGUUUUUCAUUCCAGUGACAUACUUCAAAUACAAUAUUUUAAUAUGCAUAAGUGUCUUGUUUUUUCCUUUUUUAAAAAUAAUUUGAGUUGUAAAAUUUUCAAGGUCUACAAAUUUUUGUUUUUUUAACUUCUCAAAAUUGUUGUUACAUUUACAGCAGUGUGCAAAUUAUUUUGUAUAAAAUAUAACAAAAUGAUAAUAAAAUUGUUCAACAAAGGUUAAAUGUAUUAUUUUUUUACUUAAAAUUCAAUUCAAACAAAAAACCAUAUUAGACUUGUACUAGAAGGCCAGUCGAAUUGAAUUCUGUACAAUGUGGUGUUGAACCCUUUCAAAGAUAGUUGGCUUAACUUUAGCAGUACUUCAUUCAAUGUUUACAGUUCAGGA
Uloborus diversus is the source of this 2083-nucleotide messenger RNA. RefSeq names its product peptidyl-prolyl cis-trans isomerase NIMA-interacting 1-like. Gene Ontology annotation, cellular component: cytosol; nucleus. Gene Ontology annotation, molecular function: protein binding; peptidyl-prolyl cis-trans isomerase activity. Lineage: Eukaryota; Metazoa; Arthropoda; Arachnida; Araneae; Uloboridae. The coding region runs from base 91 to 576 and encodes 161 amino acids. The record is from RefSeq and is a predicted model, not a curated record. The transcript is spliced from 3 exons.